AUGUAUUCCAAGCUUCUCCUGCCCCUCGGGUUCCUCGCAGCCGCUACCCUUAGCUCCGCUGCUUCCACCGUCUACCUCAUCCGGCAUGGCGAGAAGCCCUCCGAUGGCGGGAAAGGACUGAGCGCCCUGGGCGAGGAGCGCGCACAAUGUCUUCGGACCGUGUUUGGCGCCGCCUCGGACUACAACAUCGGGUACAUCAUGGCCGAGACCCCCAAGAAGAGUGGCAAGCGCGCGCGUCCUUAUGACACUGUGCUCCCGCUUGCGGACGAUCUCGGUCUCACAAUCGAUACCUCGUGCGAUCGCGACGACGCCGACUGCGUGAAGGAUGUCGUGGACUCGUACAGCGGAUCCGGCAACAUCUUGAUCUGCUGGGAGCACAGUGAGUUGACGGAUAUUGUCGAGGCCCUGGGCGAUAGCAAUGCCCCUACCUAUCCUGAUGACAGUAGAUUUGAUAUCAUCUGGACCGAUCCCUCGCCGUACACUUCUAUUGUCUCUGAGACAAGCGAGAACUGCUCUGGGCUGGAUAACUAG
Messenger RNA from Aspergillus ochraceoroseus IBT 24754, 531 nucleotides. RefSeq names its product putative phosphoglycerate mutase family protein. The transcript has 3 exons. The record is from RefSeq and is a predicted model, not a curated record. NCBI's taxonomy places the organism in Eukaryota, Fungi, Ascomycota, Eurotiomycetes, Eurotiales, Aspergillaceae. The coding region runs from base 1 to 531 and encodes 176 amino acids.